This is a messenger RNA of Carcharodon carcharias (great white shark), 1424 nucleotides long. Its product is annotated as B-cell CLL/lymphoma 7 protein family member B-like. The coding region runs from base 103 to 765 and encodes 220 amino acids. Lineage: Eukaryota; Metazoa; Chordata; Chondrichthyes; Lamniformes; Lamnidae. The record is from RefSeq and is a predicted model, not a curated record. The transcript is spliced from 8 exons.
CUGACGCACGGCGCAGGCGCAGAGUCGGGCUCGGUGAUCGGAUCCGCGCUUGUCGGCCAAGAGGAUAAAGUUUUAUUUUGGAACAAAAUCGCGGAUGAAAAGAUGUCGGGACGAUCGGUGAGAGCGGAGACACGCAGCCGGGCCAAAGAUGAUAUCAAAAAGGUGAUGGCAGCGAUCGAGAAGGUCCGAAAAUGGGAGAAGAAAUGGGUGACGGUGGGUGACACAUCGUUGCGGAUCUUUAAAUGGGUACCAGUGACUGACCCCAAAGAGGACAUCCGAGCUCCUCGCAUGGCUCAAUUGGACAAAUCAAAAUCAAAGAACAGUCUUGAAACAAAAGGUACAAAGGGAGACAAAGGCUUCCCACUGCUGCCUGUGUCUGAUAACAGCUCCUCUCCCAUUCUUCUGGAGCUGAAUGAUGAGACUAGUAAUCAGAGCUCCCUGUCAGAUGCCUACCAGGUAAAAGUGGACAGCAGUACAAACUCAAGCCCCAGCCCGGAGCAAAGUGAACCUGUCAGCCCAACACUUCUGUCUGAUUUUAAAGCGGAUGAUUCACAGCCUCCCAUGCUUGGGCAGGAAAGCAUGGAAGAACCUUCCCUUCCUUCCUCAGAAGUAGGAGAUGACCCUCCAAUGCUCACAAAGGAGGAGCUGGUUCCCUUGCAGCCUCAGGUUGUGGAAGAGGAGGACGAUGAAGAUUCAGGGGCACCACCAUUGAAGAGGGUUUGCACUGGACAGAAUGCUGUGACCCAGCCAGUAACUCAGAGCUAACCCAGAAUCUCAACUUGGCUCUAUUCCAUGGAUGAUGUCCCUUUUGUUGGGUGUGGUCCAUGGCUCCACUGGGUCUUCCUAGUUGAAGACACUUUUAUAUUGAUAGUGUCAAAAGCAGUACUCUAAUAGAAAGGAAACGCCCUGCUCGCCUCUUAAUUGUAUCCAACAUUUGGGUUUGAUGGGUCUUAAGAAUACCUAUUGGAAGCAAGAAAAUGGGCCUCCUUCUUAUUGAUCCUCCACAGGAACCGGCUGCACACUGCUACAAUACAAAAGGUGGAGUGGAGACUUGAGGGCUGCUAUUAUGGAGCCCUAGCAUCAAUAUGAAAGUGCCUUGACACUGAAGUGCCUCCAAGUCUUAAUGAAGGUUAAGUGAGCUGACUGAAGACAGAUUUAUAUUGAUGUUGAUUCUUGACUACAUCCCUACACCCUGAAAUCCUAUCCACGAUGUAAAGUUGGAAUUUGUCAUCUUCAGCCAAGGAAGGCACGAAGGAUGCAGUUUAAAAAAAAUAUUGUUGAAGCUGUCUGUAAAUACUUAGUACAUAAGAACUAGGAGCAGUAGGCAUUCAGCCCCUUAAGCCUGCUUUGCCAUUCAAUAAGAUCAUGGCUGAUCUGAUCUUGGUCUCAACUCCACUUUCCUGCCUGUUCCCAUAACCUUGACU